AGCUAUAAGAAAUCGUAGCUGUCACAAAAAAAAACCUGUCUAAAUUUUUUGAUUCUUGAUGGCCGGUUAUACAGCGCGUCUGAAGAAGGUCCUGAUCGUGACAGCGCCACUGUGGUUCAAAGCACUCAUUAAGAUCCUGCGUCUAUUCGUGCGAAAGAAGCUGCGCGAGCGAGUGUUCACUGUAUCGGUGCCUCAAUUGGCGCUGCCCCUUCACUUGGGUGGCACGCUGGAGGUCGAUCACGACACAUCGUUGCUCAGCUGCCGCCAAUCGAUGAUGAAUCGUGAGGACAAGCUGCUGGCCAAUAUCAUGGAUGUGAGCGAUGGAUCCGGAUCCAGUUCAGAAACUGGAUCAGAAAUUGUGUCCAACAAUAAAAAAACCAGGAUAAUCAGCGCCGUCCACCAGUUGGGCGAUAAUAAUACCGCGGACAACAACAGAACCAUCACGUACGCCACCACAGCCUCUGGAGCAGCUAACGGCGCCACCACCAAUGGGGGCAGACAGUUUUUGAACCCGCCCAGCAGCUCCUCAUCCGACAUGAGUAUCGAUGAUAGUACUGAUGGUCAGGAGGGCGAUUCCAAGUCCAUUCAUCAGAUUGUCCAGAUGGUGAAGCAGGGCGGACUCCGUGGUCUGUUUGAGGAGUACGCGGUCAUUCGGAAUAGGCCGCCCGAGGGCACCUUCUGGCAUUCGAGAAUGCAUGCCAAUCUGACCAAGAAUCGCUUCGCAGACGUCCUCUGCUACGAUCAAAAUCGAGUGGUUCUGACACACGAAGACGGCGACGAGGCGUCGGAUUACAUAAAUGCGAACUUCGUCGAUGGCUACAAAGAAAAUAGUGCCUAUAUAACAACUCAAGGUCCAUUACCAAACACAUGCAAGGACUUUUGGCGCAUGAUCUGGGAACAACAUUGUUUACUUAUAGUGAUGACGAUGCGCGUGGUGGAGCGCGGAUGUGUGAAAUGCGUCCAGUACUGGGAGCCGACUGAAGAAGGUUCCUUAGAGUUUGGCGACUACCAUGUGCGAACAAUUAGCGUUGAGUGCAACGAGGGCUACAUGGUUACCUCGUUAGAAUUGAGAAACAUAAAGACAGACGAAGUUCGCAAUGUCUCACACUGGCAGUUCACCAGCUGGCCGGACUAUGGCAUUCCCAGCUCGGCCAUGACCAUGCUGAACUUCGUGCAGAAGGUGCGUGAGAAGCAGGCGCAGGUCCUCGAAGGACUGGUCGACACCUGGGCGGGUCAUCCCCUUGGACCGCCCAUUGUGGUGCACUGCAGUGCAGGCAUUGGACGCUCAGGUACAUUCAUCACCCUGGCCACUUGCAUAUCGCGCCUGGAGGACGUGGGCACGGUGGACAUACGUGGAACCGUUGAAAAGAUCCGCUCGCAGCGAGCCCACUGUUUUCAGAUGCCCGAACAGUACGUGUUCUGCCACCUGGCCCUCAUCGAAUACGCAUAUUCGCGUGGAAUGCUAAAGCCGGCCGAUCUGGCUGGCUUCUAUCAGCAUGAACCGGACUUGGAGUAGGCUAAUACUACCAACACAGUCCUUGGACCGGAAAACGGACGAGGAACCAACUUGUAUACAGAAUAAUUUUAUGCUUUACCAUUGCAAAUUGGAGUUGCAACUUUCUUCGACUAGAUGUUGGUCUUGAUGUGAUAUAAUAUGAUAUAUAUGAUACGAGAGAAACGAUGGGGAGCACAAAUGGAUCCAGAGACACGGAGAGGGAGAUGAAGUUGUGGGGAGUAGAGUAACCAAUUUACGUUAAUCUUUUAUUUUUUAAAAUAUUAAUACAUACCAAGCAAAAAUUUCUAUGUUAAAACGUUACAUUAAUUAAAUUUAAAGUAAGUGAAAAACAAAUAGCAAAAAAUUA
This is a messenger RNA of Drosophila simulans, 1862 nucleotides long. RefSeq names its product tyrosine-protein phosphatase non-receptor type 9. Gene Ontology annotation, molecular function: protein tyrosine phosphatase activity. The coding region runs from base 59 to 1516 and encodes 485 amino acids. Gene Ontology annotation, biological process: protein dephosphorylation. The transcript has 5 exons. The record is from RefSeq and is a predicted model, not a curated record. Lineage: Eukaryota; Metazoa; Arthropoda; Insecta; Diptera; Drosophilidae.